Molecule: messenger RNA, 1497 nt
Organism: Orussus abietinus
Lineage: Eukaryota; Metazoa; Arthropoda; Insecta; Hymenoptera; Orussidae
Gene: hdm
Product: meiosis-specific with OB domain-containing protein
Biological process (GO): resolution of meiotic recombination intermediates
Molecular function (GO): single-stranded DNA binding; single-stranded DNA 3'-5' DNA exonuclease activity
Source: RefSeq, a predicted model, not a curated record
AUGGCCGGUGUUUUCAAGCAGACCCUGGACUCCCUAACGACGAGCUCGAAGAAUUCCCUCAUCGUCGGGGUGAUCAUCAGCAACUCGAAUAUGAGAGAAUUUGAAUCCAGAAAUUCAUGGUUCCACACCGGGACCAGAGGAGUGUGGAGCUUCACUUUCCGAGACUCGCAAAAAGAUUUCACAAACGUAACGGUCUGGGGAAGCGCCGACUACAUCAGGGGUUUAACGGCAAGAUUCCAUAUAGGAGACGUCGUGGAAAUCGUGAACGGCAAGGCCGUGGAGCGCCGUCCGAACGACAGGAACGAGGAGUUCUCGCCGUCCAUAAGCUGUCCCUUCGCGUUGACUCUGAACGAGGGCACCUCCCUCAUCGAGAAGUACGAUGCACCGAACCGAGGAGAGUACCUGAAGCUGUUGGCUCUACCCACGAAGAGCGUUCAACGCGUCAUGCCGCUGAAAGUCGUCCUGGAGAACGUCGACGGCAUGACCGACCAAUACGUCGACCUCCUCGUGCUCGUCGUCUUCCUGAGCGACAUUCGCGAGAUGGUAACGCGAAACGGAAAAAGCCAGGCUUGUCGAGACUUCGAGGUGAUGGACGAGUCGAGCGAAGCUCACGUCCGACUCCGACUCUGGGAGGUCGACUGGGUCCAUCGCUCCGCAGCCUGGAAACCCAGAGAAACCGUCCUCUUCUUGGCGGACGUCAGGAUCGCCCUGAAUCCCUUCAAAAAGAGGAACGUCCCCUUGUUAGCGAGGAAGACUUUGAUAACCGAGAACCCGACCAUCCCUCAAACCGAGCAACUGAGGACUCUCAUCGCCUCGAGACCCGAGAACUCCCUGGACAACGCCGCGGAUUUGAUAAAUCGUAAAAAGAAAUUCAUCAUCUCGGAAAUGCAAGUAGAUGCACGUAGAGAAGGUAUCCUGAAAGCAUCGUCCACCUUUGCAGCCGAAAACAUCAAGACCGUGAUGACCAUCGAGCAGAUAAUCCAGAGACUGGACCAGAGGGACGAGAACCUGGACGAGAGCGUCAGAGAACAGUUCGCAACGAUAGUCUUCGCGGUGGUCACCGACAUGAACGCGGACAAUUCGGAGCCUGGGCUGAUCGUAACGAGAUGCUCGCGGUGCAAGAGGAUGGUACCCCCUUCGCAGGACUCUUGCAUGAACUUGGACUGUCCCUUCGGGAACGGCACGCGAGCCCCGGAGAACGUAAGGACCUUCAACCUCAGGCUGAACCUCAAAGACGACACGGGGUACCUGAUCGGCUGCAAGGCCACCGGUAAACCCGCGGAAGAGCUCCUGGGCUGCGACCCCGAAGAGUUCGAGGCCAUGAGCGUCGAGGACAGGCAGAAGAUCAAGUGGAGGUUCCUCAUGGAAAAGUGCGACGUCCGCCUGAGAGUCCUGGGCCCUUCGUCCAACUGGCCUCGCCCCUUGUACCAGAUAAUGUCCAUCCGGGCUCUUCGAGGACCCUCCACCGAAGAGGAAAGCCACUCGGAUUCCUUAUAA